Molecule: messenger RNA, 377 nt
Organism: Heterocephalus glaber (naked mole-rat)
Lineage: Eukaryota; Metazoa; Chordata; Mammalia; Rodentia; Bathyergidae
Source: RefSeq, a predicted model, not a curated record
GCCUCCGUCACCGCGCCGCGCCGCGCCUGCGUGCUUCGGCCGGCCGGCCGGAGCCGGUGCCCUUCCGCAGGGCCCGCCUGAGUCUGUUCUGCUCGGAGGAGUCGCUGAUCCCGACCCGCCGCCGCCCUGUGCUUGCUGCCAGCACGGGCGACGCCAUGGAGCGGCUUGAUAAAGCGGCGCUGAACGCGCUGCAGCUACCCGAGUUCAGAAAUGAAAGUUCACUGGCGUCGACCCUGAAGACACUACUAUUCUUCACAGCAUUAAUGAUAACAGUGCCUAUCGGCUUAUAUUUCACAACCAAAUCUUAUAUAUUUGAAGGUAAUCCUUGGCCCAUAAAACAAGUUUUUCCCUUAUUAAUUUGAUAUUGUGCUUUUGUU